AUGAAUAAUAUCAAGCUAACAGAUAAAUUAAUCAAUGGAAAAAAUGUAUUGGAAAUUAAUCUUAAUACCCUUCAACAAUACAUAGUUUUAGUUUAUAAUCAUUUGAAAGAUAAAGAAAAUGAACAACACACAAAUAUCACAUUAAUUGGAAAUAUUAAUCAUAUAUAUGAUUCUUACGCAGUAGAUUUUAAAUCGAUAUGUGUCGAGCUAUUAAACAAAUCACAAUCAUACACAAUCAAUAUUGAAAAAAAUCUAUUCAAAAACAACCUUGACUAUUUCGAACAAUCUCAUAUCAUUAAUAACAAACGAUAUCAUUCAAUAUCAAGAUUUACAAACAGUAAUGCUAUCAAUGAUGUAUAUUUAGUGUGUGGUACUGAUGAUCAUAGAUUGAUAAACUAUAAAGGUAAAGAUAAUCAGAAAUCUUAUGAAAGAGCUAAGAAUGAAAUCAAAUCAAUGAAAUUACUCAAAUAUAAUCGAAGAUUUGUUCAACUUGUUGACUAUCAUCAUGAUAAAGACAAUCAAAUCUUUCAUAUCAUCACUGAAUAUUGUGAUGGUGGUGAUCUUUCCCAAAAGUAUAAACAUUUAACUGAUAUAAAUCUAAUCUUUUCAGAAUCAUAUAUCAGUAAUUAUAUUUCACAACUUUUCAAUAUUCUUUUGGAUCUUGAUAAACAUGGAAUUGUUCAUUGUGACAUCAAACCAUCAAAUAUAUUCAUUCAUGAACUUGAUGAUUAUGGUACUUUGAUUCUUGGUGAUUUUGGAUGUUGUAAAUUCAUUGAUAAAUCAACAAUCAUUGAAUAUCAAGAUACAAAAGAACAUACUCUUGAAACAAAUGAUUUUAAUUCAAAAACUAUCGAUCAUGAAAUAUCGGUGUCAGCCAUUUCAAAUAUAAAUGCAACACGUGGAACAAUUGGUUAUAUUUCACCAGAAGCAAUGAAACGACAAUAUGCACAAUCAUGUGACAUCUUUUCAAUUGGAUCAACGAUUCUCAAAUUAUUAUGUUGUCAUCCAGAUGAUCGAAAUAAUCAUCAACUAUUCCAAUCAACUAAACGUGAAAUUAAGAUUUCAGAAUGCAGAUAUUCAAAACAAUUGAUUGAAUUUAUUCAUCGAUUGUUGGAUCAGAGUCCAAAGAAUAGAGAAUCAUUGAAUCAAAUAUUAAACCAAUAUAUUGAAACCAACACCAAUAAUAAGAUAAUUACAUUCAAUUUAAAUACUCCAUUUCAUAAUACCUCCGUCAAUGUCACUGAGAUCAAUUUUGGAUAUGAAUUCAAUCAAAUAUUAUCAAUCGGUGUCUUACCUGAAUCACUUGAAUCUUUGGUGUUUGGUCGUAAUUUCAAUCAAAUAUUAUCAGUUGGUGUGUUACCUGAAUCACUGAAAUCAUUGAAGUUUGGAUUUAGAUUCAAUCAAAUAUUAUCAGUUGGUGUGUUACCUGAAUCACUUAAAUCAUUGAUAUUUGGAAUUGAAUUCAAUCAAAUAUUAUCAGUUGGUGUUUUACCUGAAUCACUUGAAUCAUUGGUGUUUGGAAAUAGAUUCAAUCAAAUAUUAUCAGUUGGUGUGUUACCUGAAUCACUGAAAUCUUUGGUGUUUGGAAUUGAAUUCAAUCAAAUAUUAUCAGUCGGUGUAUUACCUGAAUCACUGUAUUCAUUGAAGUUUGGUCGUAAAUUCAAUCAAAUAUUAUCAGUAGGUGUAUUACCUGAAUCACUUGAAUCAUUGAAGUUUGGUCGUAAAUUCAAUCAAAUAUUAUCAGUUGGUGUGUUACCUGAAUCACUGAAAUCAUUGGUGUUUGGAUAUGAAUUCAAUCAAAUAUUAUCAGUUGGUGUGUUACCUGAAUCACUGUAUUCAUUGAAGUUUGGUUGGGAAUUCAAUCAAAUAUUAUCAGUUGGUGUGUUACCUGAAUCACUGUAUUCAUUGAAGUUUGGUUGGAAAUUCAAUCAAAUAUUAUCAGUUGGUGUGUUACCUGAAUCACUUGAAUCAUUGGAGUUUGGUUGUAAAUUCAAUCAAAUAUUAUCAGUUGGUGUGUUACCUGAAUCAAUUGAAUCAUUGGAGUUUGGAUAUUAUUUCAAUCAAAUAUUAUCAGUUGGUGUGUUACCUAAAUCACUUGAAUCAUUGGUGUUUGGAAAUGGAUUCAAUCAAAAGUUAUCAGUUGGUGUGUUACCUGAAUCACUGAAAUCAUUAUCAAUGACGAACUACAUCGAUAGAAAAGAUCUACCACAACAUAUUGAAAACCUAUUUAUUCGAGGACAAAGAAUAGAUAUCGACUCAUUCUAA
Messenger RNA from Heterostelium album PN500, 2265 nucleotides. Its product is annotated as FNIP repeat-containing protein. Lineage: Eukaryota; Evosea; Eumycetozoa; Acytosteliales; Acytosteliaceae. Bases 1 to 2265 code for a protein of 754 amino acids. Gene Ontology annotation, molecular function: protein kinase activity; ATP binding. The transcript is spliced from 6 exons. Gene Ontology annotation, biological process: protein phosphorylation. The record is from RefSeq and is a predicted model, not a curated record.